Messenger RNA from Carica papaya (papaya), 2093 nucleotides. RefSeq lists its product as uncharacterized. Gene Ontology annotation, molecular function: metal ion transmembrane transporter activity. The record is from RefSeq and is a predicted model, not a curated record. Gene Ontology annotation, cellular component: membrane. Lineage: Eukaryota; Viridiplantae; Streptophyta; Magnoliopsida; Brassicales; Caricaceae. Gene Ontology annotation, biological process: transmembrane transport; metal ion transport.
CUGUGCAAGAAUAUGUUUCUUGCUGCUGAACUGAAUUGUAACUCUUUACAUGCUGAUGGAACAUUCUCUUCUCGUUCCUGGAAUGGUCAGCUUCUGUUGAUUGAUGUCGAGCUUUGAGAAUAUUGGUUGCAAGUUAUUUGGUACGCGAGCAUAAAUGAAAGAAAAUGAGUCAUUCGGGGGAGGAUAGCUCAGUUUCUUAAAAGAAUAAAAUGAAGAAACCAGAACAUCAUGUAAACUUCUCUACUAGAGAUGUCAAGCCGACAAGUGAUCUUUGGAUAGAUGGGAUCAUUUGUGCUUUUGAGUGCAUAUUUAGGCAUAAGAGAUCAAUGAAUGCAAAAUGGGGUUCAAAAGCCCCAGUCAGAGAGCCAGAUGGUGAGUAUUUGAACAUGCAUAUGCCAACAAAUGGACUAAUUGAUUCGCCUUCCUUAAGCUUAGAUGGGAGCAGAAUGUUGGAAUCCUCUUCCCUCAGUGAGUUGAGGGACAAUGCAAAUCUUCCUUUCAACGACAAAGACAGUCAGAUGUUUCAAUCAGGACAAAUUGAAAGAUAUGAAGGUAGUUACUGGGUUCCAAUUGGGUGGGCUAGGAUUUCAGAGCUUGCUCAAACAGUGCAAGUGAAUGCAGUAUGGGCAUCACAGCAGUCGGGGCCAGUGGAUGAUGAAGAGGGAGUCACUGUGGCAGAUCUAGCAGCUCCAUACUGGGAACGGCCAGCAGGCCCUGUAUGGUGGUGCCAUCUGGCUGCUGGUCACCCUUUUGUCGAAUCAUGGCUCAGUAAUGCUAAGUGGUUACAUCCUGCCAUCAGUUUGGCAUUGAGAGAUGAAAGUCGACUGAUAAGUGAACGGAUGAAACACCUUCUUUAUGAGGUUCCAGUUAGGGUUGCUGGAGGCUUAUUAUUUGAGCUGUUGGGACAAUCAGCUGGUGAUCCAUUUGUUGAUGAAGAUGACACCCCUGUUGUACUGCGGUCUUGGCAAGCACAAAACUUCCUAAUAACUGUAUUGCAUAUCAAGGGAAAUGUGUCAUGCAUAAAUGUGCUGGGCAUCACAGAAGUUCAGGAGCUUCUUUCUGCCGGAGGUUAUAACAUGCCCAGGACAGUGCAUGAACUCAUAGCACUUCUUGCAUGCCGUCUUACUCGAUGGGAUGAUAGGUUGUUCCGGAAGUACAUCUUUGGUGCAGCCGAUGAGAUUGAGUUAAAGUUUAUGAACAGGAGAAACCAGGAAGAUAUGUAUCUUUUCAGCAUUAUUCUGAAUCAAGAAAUAAGAAAGUUGUCAAGACAGGUCAUCAGAGUAAAGUGGUCUCUCCAUGCAAGAGAAGAGAUUGUCUUUGAGCUUCUCCAACAUUUGAGGGGAAAUGUAGCCAGGACUUUGCUAGAAGGAAUAAGGAAGAACGCAAGAGAAAUGAUUGAGGAGCAAGAAGCAGUUCGUGGCCGCUUAUUCACAAUUCAGGAUGUUAUGCAAAGCACUGUCCGUGCAUGGCUGCAGGACAGAAGCCUGCGAGUAACCCACAAUUUAGCUGUUUUUGGGGGUUGUGGCCUUGUACUUUCCAUCAUCACAGGGUUAUUUGGAAUCAAUGUUGACGGAAUCCCUGGAGCAGCUAACACACCUUAUGCUUUUGGUCUUUUUGCUGCCAUCUUGUUCUGUAUAGGAAUAGUGCUAAUCAUUGUUGGACUGAUCUAUCUCGGGUUGAAAAAACCCAUUACUGAGGAGCAGGUAGAAGUUAGAAAAUUGGAGCUGCAAGAGUUGGUUAAAAUGUUCCAGCACGAAGCAGAAACUCAUGCUCAGGUUCGAAAAAAUAUUUCUAGAAAUAACUUGCCUCCGACUGCUGGAGAUGCAUUUAUGGCUGGUGCAGAUUAUGUUCUUAUCAAAUAAGGAGGAUCUACUGAUAGUCCUAACGAGAGGGCUCGAAAACUACGUACAUCUGCAGAAAGUGUUACUCGCAAAUCUGCCCCUUGCUAAUAGCCAAUUCUAUUGGGUUGUUUAAUUGCAAAUUCAAAUAGCUUCUGUUCAUGCAAUUAUCAUGCUGGUUAGGUAAGAACAUUACAAUGGCGAUUCUCAUGCACCUUGUACAUGCAUAAUACACAACCCAAAUUUUUUUUUCAA